AAGACUUUCUUGGACACAAAAGCAACACUUGAAACUUCCACAUCCCUCAGUCCUCAGCAUUCCUGACCAGAGCAGAAGGGUCCUUCUCUUUAACAACAACAUCAGAAAAGGCUUCAUAAAAAUCGCCUCCAACAUGUUGAACCUCAACUCGCCGGACGACAACAGCAACAGGAAUUCUCUACAGGACCCGGUGCCACUGAACGUCGGUGGAGAAAUUUACACCACAACCCUGGACACUCUGACGCGCUGCCGGGACUCGAUGCUAGGUGCUAUGUUCACUGGACAAAUCCCGGUGCUGAGAGACAACAGAGGAAAUGUUUUCAUAGACCGUGACGGAAAAGUGUUCAGGUACAUUCUGAAUUACCUGCGCUCCAGCUCCCUGGACCUGCCGCAUGGCUUCUCAGAGCUGGAACUGCUUCGGAGAGAGGCAGACUUCUUCCAGAUACGGCCCCUGCUGGAGGAGAUUCGGCACUAUGAGGCAUCAGUGCCUCUCAGCCUUAGAGGAGGGCCACUAGGAGCCAUGAUUAUGGUGAAUGUUGACUCCAAGGUACGUGUUUUUAAAGUUAGACCAAUGUGCCGGUCUGAGAGUGAUACAGGUCUGUACAAGUCAUGUACAGAUAGUCUACCUGUCUUUCUAUCAAUCUUAUCUAACUCAAACUUUUUACACCGUGGAAAAUAUUAGGCUCUCCAAGUUC
This is a messenger RNA of Morone saxatilis (striped sea-bass), 695 nucleotides long. Its product is annotated as BTB/POZ domain-containing protein KCTD21-like. The transcript has a single exon. The coding region runs from base 134 to 682 and encodes 182 amino acids. Gene Ontology annotation, molecular function: protein binding. Lineage: Eukaryota; Metazoa; Chordata; Actinopteri; Moronidae. The record is from RefSeq and is a predicted model, not a curated record. Gene Ontology annotation, biological process: protein homooligomerization.